Messenger RNA from Ascochyta rabiei, 660 nucleotides. RefSeq lists its product as uncharacterized. Bases 1 to 660 code for a protein of 219 amino acids. The transcript has 2 exons. The record is from RefSeq and is a predicted model, not a curated record. Gene Ontology annotation, molecular function: oxidoreductase activity. Lineage: Eukaryota; Fungi; Ascomycota; Dothideomycetes; Pleosporales; Didymellaceae.
AUGACCCAAUUCAACAUCAACAUCGUGUCGGACACAAUCUGCCCAUGGUGCUAUGUUGGCAAAAAACGCCUUGAAAAGGGCAUCGCAGCAUACAAACAAAAGCACCCAGAUUCCGAUGACACGUUCUCCACACAGUGGUUCCCCUUUUACUUGAACCCGGACGCCGGUAAAAGCCUUGACAAACAAGAAACGUACGCUAAGAAAUUCGGAAAGGAGCGCACAGCAACCAUGAACCAGAUGCUCGCCAAGGUCGGCCAUGAUGAGGGCAUCAACUUCAAGUUCGGUGGUAACACAGGCAACACCCGCGACUCGCAUCGCCUAGUUCAGCUCGGCAAGACCAAGGGCCCGAAGCUGCAGACGCGCGUGGUCGAGGAGCUAUUUGCUGCGUACUUUGAAAACGAGAAGGACAUCACAACGCAGGAGGUCUUGAUUGAGAGCGGCGUAAGGGCAGGUCUUGAUGAGAAGGAAGUGAAGGAGUGGCUGGAUAGUGGGAAGGGUGGUGCUGAGGUGGAUAAGGAGGUGCAGGAUGCGCGUGAACAGAACAUCAGUGGCGUGCCAAACUUCACCAUCAACGAUCAUUUCCAAAUUGGAGGAGCUCAGGAGCCAGCUGCGUUUGUGCAGCUAUUCGAACGUAUUAAGAAGAUGGACGGGAGUCUUUGA